This is a messenger RNA of Striga asiatica, 1578 nucleotides long. Lineage: Eukaryota; Viridiplantae; Streptophyta; Magnoliopsida; Lamiales; Orobanchaceae. The record is from the annotation of a GenBank genome assembly.
AUGCCAGAGAAAAGGAAGAAAGGGAAAGAAGUUUCUUCUUCAGAUUAUGUUUCUGAUUCGGGUUAUAGCGAAGAAUCUAGUGAUUCUUAUGAAUUUGUAUCUGAUGGAGACGAUGAUUCAUUUGUUAGGUUGCUACCCAAUUUUAAUCGUUAUGAAACGAUUCAAACGAUUAGGAACAUGUCGACUGAAUCUCAACUUGAAAUGUUGAAAAAAUCGUGCUUUGGAAAGUUUUUUGAAUUGCCUUUUGGUAUUGUUCAGUCUCAACUUGUGCAUUUGGUUCUUCUUAGACAAGUUUUUCAAAAAAAUUCUGAGGAACUAUGGGUUGAUUUGUGUGGGAAGAUAAUGAAAUUUGGAAUUGGGGAGUUCUCUGUUCUUACUGGUCUAAAGUGUGUUGGAAAUGCGAGUAAAUUGUUAUAUCAAUCUACUGAAGAUGGUUUGUUCAACAAAUUUUUUGCAUCUGGUGGUCGUUUUACCUGGGAAGCUAUUCGUUUGAAGUUUAUAUCUCGGUGUUGGUCUAAUGACAGUGAGGCUGUAAAACUUGCUAUCCUUCAUUUUCUUGCCAAUUAUCUCAUGGGUAAUGAACUUUCUGUUGGGUUUGAUAGGAACUAUGUUGCUAUCAUUGAUAGUGAAGAUUGUUAUGAUUAUCCUUGGGGUAAAGAGAUCUUUGAAUAUCUUAUUUCGCAUAUUGUCGGGAAGAUUUCUGAAACUAAGACGUCUGUUUACAAUAAGUGUCGGGGUCUAAUCGUGGUGCUUCAAUGGUGGUUUUAUGAAAUUUGUAACAAUGCAUCGGGUCUUAUUUCUGUUAAAGUUGAUAGUUUGAAUUCUACAAUCCCCCGGAUGUUGAAGUGGAAGGCUAAUAAUUCAUUUGGCAAAGAAAAUCUUGUUCGAAAGUUCUUCUCCCUUCGUUAUGAUCAGGGUCAGAGUUCUGGUGAUGUUGCAAUUUUUGAAACAAACGGGGCUGAAGAGGCAAAUGUGGAUAAGGUGGUAGAAUGCUAUGUUGUUUUGCUUCCUUUCUUUCUUUAUUUGGUUGGUAUUCAAUACAAAAGGGAGGAGCUCUUUACUGGUGAUGGUCCUUAUGUGGGAAAACAACUAACGGACCCGCUUGAGGUUGUAUUUGUUGAUAACCUGCCUUCUCAGGAACGAGGUGAUUGUGGUGCUUUUGUGGCUGCAUUUGCUGAGUACUUUAUGAGAGGUUUGGAGAUUCCUUCCGAAUUUGAUGUUGAGUUCUUUCGUAAUCAUUAUGCUUAUUUACUUUAUGAGCAUGGAUGUAAGAAGUUGGCUGAAGGUUAUGAAAGUGAGGAUCAAUAUCCUAGAGUUAUGCCUCCGGAUGAUAGGAAGUCGGUUCAUAGAUGUUGGCUUAAUUUGUAGGUUUUAAAAUCACAUGUGCUGUUUAAAAACACAUUUGGUUUUUUGUAUUUUGUUUUAAGUUUUUGUUCUACUUUGGUUUCAUGUCUUUUGUUACUUUUGGUUGUAAUUGGUGUUUUCAUUUUCGGUUGAAGACUGAAUUCUGGUUCUCUUGUCGCUUUUUUUUUAUUGGUUUCCUUAUGUAUGAAAAAUGGAUACUGUUUGUUAAGGUUA